AAAACUUCGCAUGUUUUAGGUCUUGGCGUAACUUCAUUUAACUGCAUUGUCAGUCUAAAACUGUUAUCGUUACAUCGGCAGUGAAACGCAGCAAUACAUCGAAGUUGGUGAAAUUUUAGAAUUGGUAGCAGUCUUUACAGAUAUUACAUGUAUAAAUACUGCCUUAAAGCACCAUGAUUCUUCCUAACUAACUUCACAGUUCAAAGUCGUAAAUGGCUUCUUUGCUGAAGUCAUUGAUUUGCAGCCGUUGAUUUUGGAUUUAUGUAAUUGAUAAGAAGAUAAAGAUAUUCGAGUCCAGCAGAAGGGAGCUGCAAAUCACUUGGAUUUUCCAGGGGCAUCAGCAACGUAUGACACAAAACAUCAGACUGCCUUUUUAUUUUACGUAUUUACUUGGGGACAGAUGGAUAACCUGGUUUAACAUCUAAACAACUUGCCUGUUGCAGCUUCCAAAGCUGAGAGAGGAUCGCAUUAAGGCAGAAGCUGUUUUUUUUGCCCCCACUGUACUCGUCAACACUGUAAUAUCCAAGUCGGGGGGAAAGCCAGCAUUUUUUCUUCAUAUCUGCCUUUUUCUUCAGUGUCUGACUUUGCUUGAAAACCAGCCAUCUAUGUCAGCCUUCUGAAAGCGCCUCCGGUAUCGUGUAUGAAAGCACUGCAAUCAAACAGUGGACCAGCUUUGGAUCUCUUGGGCUAAAAUAACUCGUCAAAAAACCAUGCCGCGGAGGAAACAGCAAGCGCCAAGGCGCGCAGCAGCCUAUGUUCCGGACGAGCUAAAGGCAGCGGCACUGGUGGACGAAGACGUUGAACCAGAUGACUCGGCUGGGGACGAGGAACCCCCAGUCAAGUAUAUGUGCUCAGAUAAGGAUUUCUCAAAAGACUGUCAGAGCUACCAGGACUCCCCGGCGGCUGAGUUCUCCAGCCACGAAAUGGACAGUGAGUCUCAUCUGAGUGAGGCCAGUGAUCGCAUGUCAGACUUCGAGUGCGCCUCGAUCAAGAACGAGGAGGAAAUCAAGGAGCUGUCAGCCCCCAAUGAGGACGGCCCUGCACCCGACAGCCUGGAGCAGAUGAAGGCAAUCUACAACAGCUUUCUGACCAACCCCUAUUGGUCCACCCUCAACCUGAACCUCAGCCAGACCACCACCGAAAAGCCUCAGGGCAGCAGCAGUAGCAGUAGCAGCAGCAGCAGUAGCAGCUGUGGGAGUGGCAGCUAUGACUGGCACCAGUCCGCCAUGGCAAAGACUUUUCAGCAGGUGUCUCAGAACAGGCUCAACCCGGAGCCUAGUCUUUUCAGCACGGUUCAGCUCUACAGGCAGAGCAACAAACUGUAUGGCUCUAUUUUUACUGGGGCUAGCAAGUUUCGCUGCAAAGACUGCAGUGCCGCCUAUGACACAUUGGUAGGGCUGACAGUACACAUGAACGAAACGGGACACUACCGCGACGACAACCAUGAGACAGACAACAACAACCCGAAGCGCUGGUCCAAACCUCGCAAGCGCUCCCUGCUGGAGAUGGAGGGUAAGGAAGACGCCCAGAAGGUCCUGAAGUGCAUGUACUGUGGCCACUCUUUUGAGUCAUUGCAGGACCUUAGCGUCCACAUGAUCAAGACAAAACACUACCAGAAAGUGCCUCUCAAGGAGCCUGUGACCCCUGUGGCAGCCAAAAUCAUCUCCUCCACCCGAAAGCGGGUACCCAUCGAACUGGACUUCCCCAGUUCUCCAGAUUCCUCAGCAGGGACACCCAAAUCAUUUUCAACUGACCCCAGUGAUGUUCUGCAUAAGGCCUCCAACCCCUACAUUACCCCCAACAACCGAUACGGCCACCAGAACGGCGCCAGCUAUGCCUGGCAGUUUGAGUCCCGCAAAUCGCAGAUCCUCAAGUGCAUGGAGUGCGGGAGCUCCCACGAUACACUGCAGGAGCUCACCGCUCACAUGAUGGUCACAGGGCACUUCAUAAAGGUGACAAACUCAGCCAUUAAGAAAGGGAAACCCAUUGUGGAAGCCCCCAUCGCACCAGUGGCAGCCACUCCACUAGAGAAGGUGCAGUCAGUACCUUUAAUGGCCACAACCUUCUCACCUCCAGCUGCUACCCCUUCCAGCAUAUCCCCUAAGCUAUGUGUAGAGAUCAAGAAAGAAGAGAUGGAAGAGGAAUGUGCCAAACAUAAAAGCAAAGACAAGGAGAAGUUGGAGGAGGAGGAGGAGAAGUUUGACAUCCCCUCCAAGUACCACUACCUGACUGAGGAAGACCUGGAGGAGAGCCCAAAAGGUGGCUUUGACAUUCUCAAAUCCCUGGAAAACACAGUGACAUCUGCCAUCAACAAAGCUCAGAAUGGUGCUCCGAGCUGGGGUGGCUACCCCAGCAUUCACGCCGCCUAUCAACUCCCCAAUAUCAUGAAGCUUUCCUUGGGCUCAUCUGGGAAGAGUUCUGCAUUGAAAUACAUGUUUACAGGUGGAGAGGUUUUGUCCCCAACCAAAAGCCAUCCACUUGUUUCUCCGCCUUGCAGCCAGACCUCACCUCUGCCAAAAAAUAACUUCCAUGCCAUGGAAGAGCUGGUGAAAAAGGUCACAGAGAAAGUGGCCAAAGUGGAAGAGAAAAUGAAGGAACCUAAGGUGAAAUCGUCUCCCCAGCGCCGAAUGACACCUUCCCCUUGUAGCAGUGAACCCGGUGAACCCAUGAAAGGAGAUUCCCCUAAAGAAAAUAGUGCUAAAACCCCAGAAAGCAAUGGAGAGGGCCAUAAAGACAUGAACAAUGAAAGCCCUGUAAAAGACUCAGUUGAGAAUGGGACAGACCCUGUCAAACUGCCUGCCACUAGUUUGUGUAGCAGCACUGCCAUCAUCACAGACCACCCGCCAGAGCAACCUUUUGUUAAUCCCUUAAGUGCGCUUCAGUCUAUAAUGAAUGUCCACCUGGGCAAGGCUGCCAAGCCAGCUCUGCCCGCCUUAGACCCAAUGAGCAUGCUUUUCAAAAUGAGCAACAGCCUGGCAGAGAAAGCUGCAGUGGCCACCCCACCCAUGCAGACCAAAAAAAACGAGCGCCUGGACCGCUAUUUCUAUCAUGUCAACAACGACCAGCCUAUGGAUUUGACGAAAGGCAAGAGUGACAAAAGCUGCUCUUUGGGUUCAGCGCUGUUGUCAUCCACAUCAACGUCUUCUGCUUCUCCUUCAUCCACAGUGACAACGACUAAGACAUCUGCAGUCGUGUCAUUCAUGUCAAACUCUCCGCUACGCGAGAAUGCCUUGUCAGAUAUCUCUGAUAUGCUGAGGAACCUGACAGAAAGCCACACAUCAAAAUCUUCUACACCUACCAGCCUGUCGGAGAAGUCGGACAUAGAGGGCACUACCAUCGAGGAGCCAGAGGAGAUCUCUCCGGCCCAGAAACGCAAGGGCCGCCAGUCCAACUGGAACCCCCAGCACCUGCUCAUCCUCCAGGCCCAGUUUGCUGCCAGCUUGAGGCAGACCUCAGAUGGGAAGUACAUCAUGGCGGACCUCAGCCCCCAGGAGAGGAUGCAAAUCUCCAGGUUUACAGGACUCUCAAUGACCACCAUCAGCCACUGGCUAGCCAAUGUGAAAUACCAGCUGAGAAGGACAGGUGGAACAAAGUUCCUAAAGAACCUGGACUCUGGACACCCCGUGUUCUUCUGUAAUGACUGUACUUCACAGAUCCGAACUCCCUCCACCUACAUCAACCACCUAGAGUCGCAUCUGGGUUUCAGGUUGAGGGACUUGUCCAAACUGUCCAGCGAACAGAUCAAUAGCCAGAUCACACAUACUAAAAGCCACUCUGAAAAAUUGAUCACCGCCGGCUCCUCCCCGGAGGAAGAGGCCGGCUCCACUUACCAGUGCAAGCUCUGCAACCGGACUUUUGCAAGCAAGCAUGCCGUCAAGCUGCACCUCAGCAAGACACACGGCAAGUCCCCGGAGGAUCACCUCAUGUACGUGUGUGAACUCGAGAAACAGUAGCACUGGCUCCCAUGAACUUGGCUUUAAGUAGCUUUUGAG
Molecule: messenger RNA, 3992 nt
Organism: Acipenser ruthenus (sterlet)
Lineage: Eukaryota; Metazoa; Chordata; Actinopteri; Acipenseriformes; Acipenseridae
Product: teashirt homolog 3-like
Exons: 4
Coding region: 711-3953 (1080 amino acids)
Biological process (GO): regulation of transcription by RNA polymerase II
Cellular component (GO): nucleus
Molecular function (GO): DNA-binding transcription factor activity, RNA polymerase II-specific; DNA binding
Source: RefSeq, a predicted model, not a curated record